This is a messenger RNA of Manihot esculenta (cassava), 2232 nucleotides long. RefSeq names its product probable sucrose-phosphate synthase 1. The transcript has 5 exons. NCBI's taxonomy places the organism in Eukaryota, Viridiplantae, Streptophyta, Magnoliopsida, Malpighiales, Euphorbiaceae. The coding region runs from base 1 to 2232 and encodes 743 amino acids. Gene Ontology annotation, molecular function: glycosyltransferase activity. The record is from RefSeq and is a predicted model, not a curated record.
AUGGGACAGCAGUCUUCCUCAUUGAUGCCAUCAUCAUCUGAUAGUCCUCCAGCUCAUAGAUCUCUUGGCCCUUUGAAACAAACAGAAGUCACACUCCAACUCGCCGAUAGAUCAAUAAUCUAUCCUAAGGGCGUAUUGGAAGAUGUUUUGGUCCAAGUGGAAAAAUUAAUCUUCCUAAUAGACUUCUUUAUCCUAGACAUGGAGGAUAAUAAUUCAUCCAACUCUACAGAUUUUUUGCUAGGAAGACCAUUCCUUAGCACAGCUAGAACGAAGAUUGACGUGCAUGAAGGCACGCUCACAAUGGAGUUUGAUGAAGAAGAGGUAAAGUUUAAUGUCUAUGAUGCAAUGAAGUAUCCUGAUGAAAAUUUUUCUAUUUGCAGUAUAGAUGUAAUCGAACCUCUCGCUCAAAAAGUAUUUGAACUAAGCAAGAAAGACAAGUUGGAGGUAGUUCUAACUGAAAACUUGACAUUAGAUUACCUUGACGAGUGCACAACCCAGUUCCAUGAAGAGAUCAUAGAGACCAUCCACUCAUUGGAUACACCAUACCAGAAGGCACCGGAGAUUGAGCUAAAGGCUCUUCCCACACACCUGAAGUAUGUCUUCCUGGGGAAAGAAAACACCCUUCCAGUCAUAGUCUCUAAUAAACUGAGUAAAGGUGAGGAAGAUAAGCUUGUUCAGGUACUGAAGGAGUAUAAGGAAGCAGUUCGGUGGAUAAUUGCAGAUCUUAAGGGAUUAAGCCCCUCUACAUGCAUGCACAAGAUCCUCCUUGAAGAAAAUAGUAAGCCAAAAAGGGAAGCACAAAGAAGAUUAAACCUACCUAUGAUGGAAGUUGUAAAAAAGGAUAUACUAAAAUUGCUUGAUGCAAGAAUAAUAUAUCCAAUUUUAGACAGUAGAUGGCAACUUUCCAAAGAUGUUAUUAAGCUCAUUGGUAAAUAUGAUCUGUAUGGCCACGUAGCAUAUCCUAAACACCACAAGCAGUCUGAUGUUCCUAACAUUUAUCGCCUUGCAGCAAAAACAAAGGGGGUUUUCGUCAAUCCUGCUUUUAUCGAGCCCUUUGGGCUUACGUUGAUUGAGGCUGCGACUCAUGGUUUGCCUAUUGUUGCUACAAAAAAUGGGGGCCCUGUUGACAUUCAUCAGGUACUUGACAAUGGAUUACUAGUUGAUCCCCAUGACCAGCAGUCUAUUGUUGAUGCUCUUCUCAAACUUGUUUCAGGUAAACAACUUUGGGCAAGGUGCAGGCAGAACGGACUGAAAAAUAUUCACCUUUUCUCAUGGCCAGAGCAUUGUAAGAUAUACUUGGCUCGAAUAGCCAGUUGCAAGCCUAGGCAGCCCAAGUGGAAGAGAAGUGAAGCUGGGUUGAGAAAUGAAGAGUCCGAUUCACCUGGUGAUUCUUUAAGAGACAUUAAAGAUUUAUCUUUGAAGCUUUCAUUAGAUGGAGACAAAAAUGAAAGUGAAAAUCUUGAUAAUUCUCUUGAUACAGAAGAAAAUGCUUCAGAUAGGAAGAAUGUGUUAGGCAAUAAUGCUUUGACAUUGUCAAAAGAUGCUAUAAGAGGUGCACAAAAUGAAUCAAUACAGAAGGCAGACAAUAAUAUUUGCAGCAGCAAAUUUCCAUCACCGAGGAAGAGGAAAUAUAUCUUUGUUAUUGCAGUAGAUGGUGAUACGACUUCAGAUUCUCUUGAAGCUAUUAAGAAAGUUGUUGAGGUAGGAAUGAAGGAAACCUCUAUAGGUUUCAUUUUGGCGACUUCCAUGACCAUAUCUGAGGUGUACUCUCUUCUGGCCUCUGGAGGCUUGAGCCCAUUAGAUUUUGAUGCAUUUAUAUAUAAUAGUGGUAGUGAAGUCUAUUAUCCAUCUUUAAGCAAUGGGGAUAUUGCUGGCCUUCCUUUUGUAUUAGACCUGGAUUAUCAUUCACACAUUGAAUACCAUUGGGGUGGAGAAGGUUUGAUCAAUGAUAAGCAUGGACAGGAACAAAUUGUUGUAGAGGAUGAAUCAGGAUCAACAGCUCAUUGCUGUGCAUUUAAAGUGAAAGAACCAUCAAUGAUCCCUUCAUUGAGAGAACUUCGGAAAUUGAUGAGAAUUCAGGGCUUCCGCGGCCAUGUUAUUUAUGAGAAUGCAUAUGUUCUUGACCUCUCACAUGAUAUGAAAAUUUCCAAGACGUUUAAUGUGACAGAUAUAUUUCAGUCCAGAAAGAAUGAGAGAGAGAGAGGAGUUAUAUUUGAAAGGGAGAAUUUGUAA